Messenger RNA from Ochotona curzoniae (black-lipped pika), 772 nucleotides. Its product is annotated as D-dopachrome decarboxylase-like. The coding region runs from base 98 to 517 and encodes 139 amino acids. The record is from RefSeq and is a predicted model, not a curated record. The transcript has 2 exons. NCBI's taxonomy places the organism in Eukaryota, Metazoa, Chordata, Mammalia, Lagomorpha, Ochotonidae. Gene Ontology annotation, molecular function: phenylpyruvate tautomerase activity.
CCCGGUUUCCUAAUCUGAGACCUUUGCCCGCGUCCAGCAGGAGGAUUCUGCACCUGCCUUGCUGAGUGGCUGCUGCUGGCCAACUCCCGGCCCGGCAAUGCCGUUUGUAGAAGUGGACACCAACCUGCCCGCUACCCGCUUGCCCCCGGGGCUGGAAAAGCGACUGAGCUCGGCCGCUGCCUGUAUCCUGGGCAAACCAGAGGACCGCGUCAGCGUGACCGUGAGGCCGGGACUGACCAUCCUGAUGGGCGGCUCCACGGAACCUUAUGUGCACUUGCGGGUCUCCUCCAUCGGCGUGGUGGGCAGCGCCGAGCAGAACUGCGCCCACAGCGCCCGCUUCUUUGAAUUCCUUACCAACGAACUGGCCCUGGGCCAGGAAAGGUGUGUAAAGACCAAGGGGAGGACCCACUGGGGAGGAGACUGCACCCUCAGCCCCCAAUCCUCAACCCCCGCAUUCCUCACCCAACUCAGGAAGGGCAGACUCAUCCCAGUUCCCAGGCCUCUAGUGUUCCUAUGAAUGAAUGAAUGAAUGAAUGAAUGAAUGAAUGAAUGACCAGCUCUGCAGUGGUUCCCCGUGACACCUGUACCAAGUGUGGCUUGUGGAUCUCCAAUGUGCUGGCGUGUGAACCUAGAAGACAACCUGAGCACCAUUUCCCCUGGAGCAUUUCAAGGGUCACAUGGCCUGACAAGUGUCACCUGGCCAAGUAGAGAGAUAUUACUGCCUGAAAAAAAAAAAGCCAGAAUUUCAUGCCUAGGGAGAGCUUUUCCAAGC